UCCGUUCUCCGUUUAUCCCGUUGAUUCGCUGCAUGUAAAACUGUGGACUAAGGGGCGCGAAAGUGGAAGUUGAAAGUCGAAGAAAAGAUUCUACAAAUAUCGCGAUUCUAAAUCGGAAAAAAAGUGUGUCCUUUCAAACGAGAGGCAAGUAGACUCUUGUGAGAGAGUCGAGAUUUCAAUUGAAGCGAGCUAUUAGCCGAUCAUAUAUGCGUUACGUUAGGAAAACGAGUAAAAUUAUUCAGUUGCAAUUUCGCACGUUCUUAUCGACUGGUAUUCGCGAUUAGAGCGUGAUUAGUCGUUAGCAUCUUCUCGUUUUGUAUAUACAUUUUCUCGAAAAUUGGGUGAUCCGUCCCACGUGUUGAAAGAAGCGAUUAAGAAAGAUAUCUGCGAAAAUGCGGCGGCAUCUCUUUGUCCUGUUUCUCUUCCUGUCGGCAUCAUCCGCGGAGCAGCGGCGCAGUGUUGAAAGCGAUAAGGAAAAAUGUCGAGAGGAGCAUCCUAUUUUGCUGCAUUAUUUCUCAUGGGCGGAUUACAUGGUGUUGGCCACGAUGCUGCUAGUCUCGUGUCUGAUUGGCACUUUCUACGGUUUCUUUGCCAAGAAACAGGAGACCAGUCAGGACUUUCUGCUCGGCGGCUCCAACAUGGGUACAUUUCCCACGGCUAUGUCGCUAGCCGCUAGCUUUAUCACGGCCAUCGAACUUCUAGGAAAUCCUGCGGAAAUGUACGGACAGGGUACUCAAUUCUGGAUGACUUGCCUCUCUUUCAUACUCGUGGUACCGAUCACCUCUAUUUUGUAUUUGCCAGUGUUUAUGAAAUUAAGGUUGACUUCGUGCUACGAAUAUUUGCAUCUUCGCUUCAACCAGCAUUGCCGAUUAUUCGCGAGCGCGCUAUAUAUGUUGCAAAUGGUAUUGUACACGUCAGUGGCUGUAUAUGCACCUGCAUUGGCAUUAAGUCACGUCACAGGCCUAAAUACUUAUAUAGCCGUAACUCUAGUCUACGUAGUCUGCAUUUUCUAUGCCUCGCAGGGUGGUAUGAAAGCUGUAAUAAUGACUGAUACUUUCCAAGCCGCUGUUCUUAUCGGCUCAUUGUUCCUUAUCUUGGGUUAUGGAUUGUCGUGGGCUGGUGGAAGUGCGCUCGUUUGGCAAGAUAAUGCAAAAUCUGGUAGAAUAGAAUUCUUCAACAUGGAUCCCAGUCCAACAGUUCGACACAGUUUCUGGAGCGUUGUCAUUGGAGGAACUUUUUACUGGACCACUAUGUUCUGCAGCAACCAAGCGUCCAUACAAAAAUAUCUCAGCGUCGAGAGCAUCUCGCAAGCAAGGAUAGCGCUCUGGGUAUCUUCGUUUGGCAUGAUUGUAAUUUAUAGUGUCAAUUUUCUGACUGGAAUGGUGCUGUACAGCACUUACAAAGACUGCGAUCCUUUGACCGCCGGAUAUAUAAGCGAUCAGGAUCAAAUAUUACCGUUGUACGUAAUAAAUAUUUUGGGAAGCCUUCGCGGAAUGCCUGGAUUUUUUGUCGCCGGUAUCUUCGCCGCAUCUCUCGGAACUGUUGCGAGCGCUCUGAAUUCUUUAGCAGCGAUUACCUGCGAGGAUAUCUUACGUGGACUCUUUCAGAUGGAUUUGCCAGCAAGUAAAGGCGCGGUUUACGCCAGAUGGAUCAGCAUAUUUUUCGGAGUUCUCAGCUUUGCAUUGAUCUUCGUCGUAGAACGACUAGGUAGCGUUCUACAGGUUGCACUGUCUUUCAAUGGUAUGGUAGGCGGAGUGACUUUGGGAUUAUUUUCCUUGGGCAUGUUUGUGCCAUGGGCUAAUGCUAAAGGAGCAAUAAUAGGUGCUAUCAUGAGUCUGGUAGCCGUGCUGUGGAUCGGAUUAGGCGCCCAAGUUGCAGUUGUAAAUGGACAGAUUAAAUUGGAUAGUAAGUUUACCUCGACUAAGGGCUGUCUUUGCAACGAGACAUUUACCCCUAGUCAAUCCGAAAGCAGCGAUGAGAUUUCGUCUAUAUACAAGACUAGUUACCUAUGGUAUAGCGCGAUCGGCUGCAUAUUGACCAUGAUAGUGGGUGUGGCAGCGAGUUUUGCGACGGGCGCACAGAAUCCCACCGACGUGGAUCAGGACUACCUGAGUCCGCCGAUCGCAGCCAUGUUCCGUUUGCAGACGAAGCCUCACGUUACUGGGAAUGUCCAGGGUAUCACCAAUUUCGGCCUCGAGCUGGCGGACGAGAUACAGCGACAAGCACCCGAAACGAGAUGAAGAACGCAAAGCGGUAACCGGGAUCAUGCAAUAGAUCGCAUCGGAUUGCGAAAUAGAUGUCAAUAGUACGAGAAUCAAUAGUCGAGGUUUAAUUUAGCGAGCAUCAAAUUCCAUGACAGGGUAUUCAUUCCUUAACAUUUAGAGAACAUAUAAAAAGCGCUUGAUCCUUUUUCUUUUUUCAGAAUAGAUUCGUUCUGAGAUGGCAUAAAAGUUUGACAGAUGUUGUAAAGAUGUUUAAGAAGAACUAUUUUCUAAUUGUUCCAAACUGUUUUUCAGAUUUGUGGAUUGUCUGAGUUUGGAUAAAAAAAAAACUGCUCUUUAUAAUUUGCCAAUAUUAGUUUUGAGGGAAAAAUCAGAUUUCCUAUAAUUAUUAUACAAGGAAUACUUUUUUAAUCGCGGUAUUGUUGGAAUAUAAUUCGGAUUUCUGCAAUAUAAACAAUUAAUUGAAUUAAUUCUAAUUAAUUAAUUCUUUAUGACAAAAUUGCAAGAAGUUUUAUUUUUUAUUUCAUCUUCUAUUUUUUACUUUAUAUUACUAUCACUAAAAUCAAAGUCACUUACUUAAUGAAAUAAUAGAAACUGCAAAUAUGGAUAAAAGAGUUAAGAAGAGAUAGAUUUAGAGAAUAAUUAGUAACCAUAUAAAUGCAAUUAAUGAGAAAGAAUAUAAUCGAUAAUUAAAAAAUUAUUAAUUUUUUUAAACACCUGAAAAUUAUCUAUUUUGUGACAGACCAAUUAUUAUAUAACUUAUAUUUUAAGAAAGACAGAAAGAGUAAUUUAUGGCUAAAUAAUAAGAGAUUGCAAUACAAACUUUACAGCAAUUUUUUUAGCGUUCUGUGUUGUGGAUAAAAUGGUUGUAUUAAUGUAUGUUCAAAGCUAAAGAAUUUUUGUUGAUUUGCGUACCUCGUGCUUAUGUUGAGGAUGGCGUAAAAAAUGAAAAUUCAAAGUUUUAUUAAAAUCAAAUGUAUUGUGUAAAUUUUUAUUCAUGUCUUAUUUGAAUUCAUCAGAAUCUGUCUUGUAUCAUUUCGUGAUAAAUAAUUUCUCUUUAUAUUUUUUAUUUAUUUAUUAGAAGAGAGAUUGAAAAUAUGUGUAAGAAAAAUAAAUAAUUUAAAUAACAAA
This is a messenger RNA of Cataglyphis hispanica, 3353 nucleotides long. Its product is annotated as sodium-coupled monocarboxylate transporter 1. Lineage: Eukaryota; Metazoa; Arthropoda; Insecta; Hymenoptera; Formicidae. The transcript has 9 exons. Gene Ontology annotation, molecular function: symporter activity. The record is from RefSeq and is a predicted model, not a curated record. Bases 393 to 2240 code for a protein of 615 amino acids. Gene Ontology annotation, biological process: sodium ion transport; transmembrane transport. Gene Ontology annotation, cellular component: membrane.